AUCGAGGAGUAUUAAAUAAUGUCAACUGUAGUCGACGAAUUACAAGAUUAUUUAUGCUCUAAUCUACAGACUGAACAAGACUUGAGUCUUGACAAUGUUAAACGUCUAUUACAAAUUCAAUACGAGGAAAAAGCAUCUCUAGAUUCUCAAUUACAAACACUCAAACAAACAACAAAGCAAAAAUUAUCAAGAACAUUGCAAACAUCUAAAACUCAUCAUGCAAAACUCAAUGAACUAUCAACUUCAUUAUUAUCAACAGAAAACACUCUUCAAACAUUUAUUCAUCAUGAACCCACUCUUCAACUAUUGUCUCAACUUACACAUUUAGAACAAAAAAUAAAGAAAAUAGAUAUCGCAAAAACUUAUAUCAAAUCACUUUUAGUAGCCUCUGAUCUAAGUUCUCAAGCUAUGGAAUUAGUUAUAAAAGAACCUCAAGAAGCGAUAACACCUUAUAAGCAACUCUUACAAUUUGAAAGCUAUUUGGAGAAACAUGCUGCUUAUAAAGGACUCUAUGAAUCUAUUAAAAAAUCUCGUCUUUCUCUUUGGGAACAACUGAAUGAUGUCUUGACAAAAAACUUCAAGGACACUUUACAAGAUCUCGACUGGCCAAAGCCUCUUCGACCCCCUUAUGGCCCACAUAUGAAAGACAAAUUGAAUGCCUUUGAAAAGGCCUUCUCUAACUUGCUGAUCCUUGAAAAAUUUGAAUCAGAUGUCAUUUCAAAUCCUAUUUUAAUUAUGCUUGAAGCUUUAUCGAUUCGUUUUCGUUUUCAUUUUGAAUCUUCUAAACCUACAAAUCGUCUUGAUAAACCUGAAUGGUACUUGACAUUUGUGAAGGAUACCAUCGCUAGUCAUAUCCCAUUCUUACUCACUACCGUUCAACCUCUUUGUGGAACUUGGAAUGCAAAGGAUCAAUUUAUUACAGGCUUACUGAGAGAUGUGGAACGAAAGAUACAAGAUACAUUCCCUAAACUAUUAAAUCAUCCCAACUGGCUAAGUCAUACGAUACAUGAAAUCCUUGUCUUUGAUAAAUCACUGUUAGAUCAUUUCGCUUAUUCCUCACACCUCUCAUCCUACACCAUUUUCACACAUGAUGCUUGGUUCACUACUUGGUUUGAAGCAGAACGCUCUUUUGCUCUAGUCAGAUUUGAUACCAUCAUGUCAGAUCCACGAGCCUUUCAUGUCGAUGAUACCUCAAGAGCAACUACAUCAGCCAUUCGACUUGUUGAACUCUUGGAGAGUAUAAGAGAUGUGUAUGAAUUAGUACCAUCCACUGAACAAAAGUGUCGCUUCUUGAAUGAGAUACAACUUGAUUUAUUAGAUCAAUAUCAACAAAGAAUAUCGAAUGCAAUCGAUUCAUUUGAGGCACUUUCUCUUAUUCGAUCUGUACCUGUACCUGGUGCAUUACCAGAGGCUGUGACAGGUGUCAUGACAACGACUGAGACAGGUGGAACAGUAGCUGCUAUACAUCGUCUCUAUCGAUGGUGGAGAAGUGUAGAUUAUAUCAUCAAUAGAUUGAAAGAUUGGUCAGAAGACGAGUUCUUUUUGGAAUUGCAGUUUGAUAUCAAUCAAAAUCACAAAAAAUUAGGACAAGACGGAUUAUUUAAAAAUAGUUUGAAUACUUUUAAACAACUUGAUUUACGUACAGAAAAAAUGAUGAUUAAAAUUGCUAUAAAAGAAUGGAUAACAGGAGCUCGAAAAUAUGCUAAAAAGGAUACUUGGUGGCAGACAUCAUGUACAGAUAUAACUGAAAUAUCACAUGAAUUAUAUCAACCUUUACAAAACUUUAGAAACACCUUCAAUUCUAUUUAUCCUAUUUUACCAGAAGCUAAAUUUUUAUUAGUCUAUCGUAAGACACUUCAAGAAAUUGAGGAUUGGUAUUGGAAACAGAUUAUUACUCAAAAUCAAUUCUCCACAAUGGGCGCCUUACAAUUAGAAACUGAUUUAAAACAAGGUUUAUGGAAAAUUGGGCAAAAAUGGACAAAGAAGCCUGAAAACCUGAUGAAGAGACUGAAAGAAGCAAUUCAAUUACUUGUUUUACCCUUUGAUAAUGAUACUGUGUCAUGUAAUAAAUUAAUGAAGGCAUUAACAGAUACAAGUCAACUGGAAAAUGUACAAAAGAUGUUACAAGCCAUUGGCAUAGAAGUCUUGAGCAAUGGUCAAAUACAUUUUCUUGGAAGUGUACAAUGUCCAAUAGACGAUUGGCGAUACGAAAUGAGAAGAGAAAUUCAAGAAAUCAUUCCUGGUCUCUUUUUAGGACCAUUUUCAGCUUGUCGUAAAACAAAUGAACUCAAAGAUUUGGGAAUCACUCACAUUCUAUGUUGUGUUGACUUGGCAGAGGCUAAACUCUUUCGUACCGAUCUUUUAGCUCAACAUUUUAAAUAUCAUCAAUUGAUCGUGACUGAUUCCAACUUGCAAAACCUCAUUCAAUAUUUUCCAUCCACAUCGAAUUACAUUCAUAAUAUCUUACAACAACAAAAGGGUAAAGUGGUUGUGUGUUGUAACGGAGGCAUGUCACGAAGUCCUACUUUUAUCGUUGCUUAUAUUAUGGAAUAUUUUAAUGUGGACGCUUCGCAAGCUUAUGAAUUUGUUCAGACAAAACGUCUUUGUAUUAAUCCAAAUGAUGGUUUUAAAAGUCAACUCAAGGAAUAUGAACCCAUUUACAAAGCACGCUUAUUACAAUCAAAUAAUCAAGAUAUACUUCAAAAUAAAAAAAGGCGUACAGAUGAAGAACAAGAAGAAACUACAAAACGAUUUUUAGGUAUAGAAGAACAACAACAAAAUGGUGUAAAUGCAAAUAUGAAUGCAGGCUACUCCUCUAUGUUGUUAUAAUGUGUGCGCGUGUGUAUAAAUAAAUAAAUAUAUAUAAA
This is a messenger RNA of Cokeromyces recurvatus, 2867 nucleotides long. RefSeq names its product TIP-1 family-domain-containing protein. Gene Ontology annotation, biological process: regulation of ER to Golgi vesicle-mediated transport; endoplasmic reticulum to Golgi vesicle-mediated transport; retrograde vesicle-mediated transport, Golgi to endoplasmic reticulum. Gene Ontology annotation, molecular function: protein tyrosine/serine/threonine phosphatase activity. Gene Ontology annotation, cellular component: Dsl1/NZR complex. The record is from RefSeq and is a predicted model, not a curated record. The transcript is spliced from 10 exons. Lineage: Eukaryota; Fungi; Mucoromycota; Mucoromycetes; Mucorales; Mucoraceae. Bases 19 to 2829 code for a protein of 936 amino acids.